GCCAGAAUAGCUAGGUUUUUAAAUCGCGGUGUGUACACACUGGCCGAGCACCUCGGCGAAUAUUAUUUGUUUAUUUGUAAAAACGUAGAAAAUGAGUGGAAAAGCGUCGAAAUCAAGCAGCGCCUCCAGCAGCAUGCUGUACGGCUCCAGCAUCUCUUCGGAGUCCAUGAAAGUGAUCGCGGAAAGCAUAGGAGUGGGCUCCCUGUCGGAUGACGCCGCCAAGGAGCUAGCGGAGGAUGUGUCCAUCAAGCUGAAAAGGAUUGUGCAGGAUGCGGCCAAGUUCAUGCACCACGCCAAGCGGCAGAAGCUCUCAGUGCGGGACAUCGACAUGGCCCUUAAAGUCCGAAAUGUGGAACCGCAGUACGGCUUCGUAGCGAAGGACUUCAUUCCAUUCCGCUUCGCGUCUGGCGGAGGAAGGGAGCUGCACUUCACCGAGGACAAGGAAAUCGACCUUGGAGAGAUCACUUCCAGCAACUCUGUAAAAAUUCCUCUGGAUCUCACCCUGCGUUCCCAUUGGUUUGUUGUGGAGGGAGUACAACCCACUGUGCCUGAAAACCCACCGCCGCUCUCGAAGGAUUCCCAAUUCUUGGACUCUGUUAAUCCGGUUAUUAAGCUGGAUCAAGGCCUAAACAAAGAUGCUGCUGGCAAACCUACUACCGGCAAGAUCCACAAGCUAAAGAACGUCGAGACCAUUCACGUCAAGCAACUGGCCACGCACGAGUUGUCUGUGGAGCAACAGUUGUACUACAAGGAGAUCACCGAGGCCUGCGUGGGAUCGGAUGAGCCUCGGCGCGGUGAGGCGCUGCAGUCGCUGGGAUCCGAUCCAGGCCUGCACGAAAUGCUUCCCCGCAUGUGCACCUUCAUUGCCGAGGGAGUUAAGGUCAAUGUGGUUCAGAACAACUUGGCGCUGCUUAUAUACCUCAUGCGCAUGGUUCGUGCGCUUCUGGAUAACCCAUCGCUGUUUCUGGAGAAAUACCUGCACGAACUGAUACCCUCGGUGAUGACCUGCAUUGUGUCCAAGCAGCUGUGUAUGCGCCCGGAGCUGGAUAAUCACUGGGCCCUGCGAGACUUUGCCUCCCGACUGAUGGCUCAAAUCUGCAAGAACUUCAACACCCUAACCAACAAUCUGCAAACCCGUGUCACCCGCAUCUUCAGCAAGGCCCUUCAAAACGAUAAGACGCACCUAUCCUCACUGUACGGCUCUAUUGCGGGACUCUCGGAGCUGGGAGGUGAAGUAAUAAAAGUUUUCAUCAUACCCCGCCUUAAGUUCAUAUCGGAGCGCAUUGAACCUCACCUGCUCGGCACCUCCAUUAGCAACACUGACAAGACAGCAGCAGGUCACAUUCGCGCCAUGCUUCAAAAGUGCUGUCCCCCGAUCCUCAAGCAAAUGCGCUCAGCCCCAGAUACAGCAGAGGACUACAAAAACGACUUUGGCUUCCUGGGGCCGUCGCUGUGUCAGGCAGUAGUCAAAGUUCGAAAUGCGCCCGCCUCAAGCAUUGUAACCCUGUCAUCUAACACGAUCAACACGGCACCCAUCACGAGUGCAGCCCAAACAGCAACAACCAUCGGACGAGUCUCCAUGCCCACCACACAGAGACAGGGAAGUCCCGGAGUCUCAUCCCUGCCCCAAAUAAGAGCCAUUCAGGCCAACCAGCCGCCGCAAAAGUUUGUGAUAGUCACCCAGAACUCGCCGCAGCAGGGCCAAGCAAAGGUGGUGCGGCGUGGCAGUUCCCCGCACAGCGUGGUGCUCUCCGCGGCCUCUAACGCGGCCAAUGCCUCCAACUCGAACUCAAGCUCGAGCGGCAGUCUACUAGCAGCUGCACAGCGGAGCAACGAGAAUGUGUGUGUUAGUGCCGGUAGCGAAGCGCCAGCAGUUGAUGGUAUAACAGUUGAAUCUUUCAGAGCACCCUAGACGCCAACUCGCUGAUCAUUGAGACGGAGAUUGUGCGCGCACCGCCCGAGCUGGACGAUCUCUCGCACCUGGAGUAGCCAGCUCAGUUCGUAUGCAAUAAGACAAAAAAUGCGGGAUCCUACCCCAAAAAUAUGUAACCACACACAGAGAAAGAAU
Drosophila erecta is the source of this 2068-nucleotide messenger RNA. It is a transcript of the gene Taf6, whose product is annotated as transcription initiation factor TFIID subunit 6. The transcript has 4 exons. Gene Ontology annotation, molecular function: RNA polymerase II general transcription initiation factor activity; protein heterodimerization activity; transcription coactivator activity. The record is from RefSeq and is a predicted model, not a curated record. Gene Ontology annotation, biological process: transcription initiation at RNA polymerase II promoter; RNA polymerase II preinitiation complex assembly. Lineage: Eukaryota; Metazoa; Arthropoda; Insecta; Diptera; Drosophilidae. Gene Ontology annotation, cellular component: transcription factor TFIID complex; SAGA complex; SLIK (SAGA-like) complex. Bases 92 to 1912 code for a protein of 606 amino acids.